Pogonomyrmex barbatus (red harvester ant) is the source of this 3934-nucleotide messenger RNA. RefSeq lists its product as uncharacterized. The record is from RefSeq and is a predicted model, not a curated record. Gene Ontology annotation, biological process: plasma membrane organization; cell projection assembly. Gene Ontology annotation, molecular function: actin binding; phospholipid binding. Gene Ontology annotation, cellular component: actin cytoskeleton; cytoplasmic side of plasma membrane. Lineage: Eukaryota; Metazoa; Arthropoda; Insecta; Hymenoptera; Formicidae.
ACAUCACUUUUCGGUGAUACUGGCGCGCUCUGGUAGAGCCAAGGAUGCGCAACCAAGAAUUCUCGACUGCCAUUUGCACAUUUGAGUUUGGCCCUGGCUCCGUCCUCGUAUUCCUACGUCCAUGGCGCAUACCGAAUAACAUCGAUCCCGAUUUCUAGAACGGGGUCAUUCACGCAGGGGGCAACGGUCCACCGUAACGCGAGAGCACAGAUUCGCGCGCGCAAAUAGGCGAACGGGUGGACGAGCGGGCCUCGACUGUUCGCGUUCGUUCCGUCGAACGUCGAGAGUCGACAAAUCGCGUCGUGUCGCGUCGUCGUGCCGUGCCGUGCCGUGCGUGACGCUGCGCGCCCCGCGUUGUGUUUACGCGGAGGCGUUACGAACGUUCACCCUACGUACACUUGCCGUUUGGUCAAGUCUACUCUCGCGACGACGACGGAUCCGCGUCGUGGACGCGUCCACGCUUCGCCGCCGUCACCCUCGACGUUUUCCCUCGCCUGUCCUCUUUCCCUUUCUCUCCCCCCCCCCCUCCUCUCUCUCUCUUUCUCUUUCCCUUUCCCUCUGUCUCUCUCCUCACUUCCCUUUUCCGUCUCGAGAAUGACGGGCCGCGCCGCUCGUCCCCGCUGGCGGUGGUGCGUCGUUUCCGUCAACGUCCGUCGCGUCGACGACGCGAAGUGAACUCGUCGCGCGUCCAGGCCGCGAGCCUCUCCACGGAUCCAGCCAGCUCAGUCCAGGAAAGCGAGAAGGAUGGAUGCGACGAUCGAGCGAGAGUGCAGCGCGUUGGGCGGUUUGUUCCAGCAGAUCGUCACUGACAUGAAGAAUGGAGCACCACUUUGGGAAGAUUUGAUUUCAAAAGCUACAAAGUUACACGCGAGCUUGAGAGCUGCUAUUUUGGCUAUUUCCGCAUAUCUUGAGGCUUUUCAGAAAAUAGCAGAUGCCGCGACUAAUGCCAGAGGUGCAACUAAGGAGAUUGGAACAGCACUGACACGAAUAUGUUUGAGACAUAAAGCGGUAGAAACUCGUAUGAAGUCAUUUACUAGCGCCAUUAUGGACUGUUUGGUACUGCCUUUACAAGAGAAAUUGGAAGAUUGGAAGAAGUCUUUGAUCAAUUUAGACAAAGAACAUGCCAAAGAAUUCAAAAAGGCAAGGGCGGAAUUAAAGAAACGCUCUACCGACACUCUACGUUUACAAAAGAAGAAAGCACGAAAGGUUCAAGUUCACUUACACGUCCAAGGACAGUCUCAGAGCCAUGGGACUUGUCCGGGUGAUGUGGAACUUAAUAGGAUGCUGGAGUCAUCAGCGGCGGUUGUCCAGGAGAAAAGACUGAGUUUAGAGGAAACGGAACGAAAAGCCGUCCGUGCGGCCCUUCUCGAAGAGAGAGGCCGAUUCUGUCUCCUUGCCCGAUUCCUGAAACCUGUACUCGAUGAGGAAAUAGCGAUGCUAAUGGAAUUGACGCAUCUACAAGAGGUCUCCGAUCAAUUGCAAAGACACGCCGCAUCGCCGCAUCACUUACCGCCUGCAUCCGAGCAGGUAAUAACGGACAUAAAAGGUUGCGACGUUACUCAGUGGUCGUUGGCUACGCCACCGUCGAGCCCGUCAUUGUCUCUUGGAUCAAGGAAGAGUUCUAUGUGUUCGAUCAGUUCUCUAACUAGUAGCAGUAGUGGAUCUUGUAAAAGCCAUCCGAGCCCGUCUGGACACCCGUGGCACAGAUCGCUUUCUCAGCCAGUUGGCGUCAGGCCCGCCAGCAUCAGCGGCAUCGCCUCACUGCGCCACUUGACUAGUGGCAGUUCCCGUGACUCUGGUUUUACGUCUCAGGAUACAUUGUACAAUCAACCGAUUUCAGAGCAUCAGGAAACAUCCGCUCAGUACGACCGACAAAAUCCGGGCGCGGUGAACGAACGACCACAUACCAUUUCCUCUGCGUACGAAAAGGGACAUCAGAGACCGGCGCUUAGCGUCUACACAUUCCAAGCCCCGGAUCGCGACGGUAGCAGUUGCUGCCAUAGCCAACCUGCCUCACCAGUCUCCUCUUCCUCAUCAUGUUCUUCCUCGAAUCAGCAGCUGUCCAGGGUGCAGCUACGAAGAAAUAACGGUGGCAAUCGUCCGCCUAUACCGAAUAGAUGUUCUAGUCUAGAACGACCGACGAUCCCAGUGAAGAAUGAACCACCUGGGAGUCCUCGGGGGAAACCUAAAUUACCUCUUCCGGCUCAUUUGGCAAAAGAAUUGGCGACUCAUCAGCUCCAGCAACCGAUGUAUGUAAACAUGCACGAGUUGGCGAAUCUAGCUGCUAGUCGUGCUCAAGAGAUGCAGCUUCCAUUGCCUCCCCCUCCGGCAUCGUUGACAACGCCAGGAACUGAUAAGAGCGAAGUCCCGGAAAAAGAUGCCGGAAGUCAAACGUCCGAAUCCAGCUUGGAAUCCAGCAGUGGAUACGGAAGUCAAAAUACUUUACCACACUCUCAUUCGCUUCACAAUCAAAACGAAAAUUCAUGGACUGUACCUGGCGCUGCGGCCGUUUUAAUCACACGCAGAGGAUCGGCACAGCAGACGAGUAGACCACCUCCGCCAACGAGACGUACAUCCACCGUUAUUACAGCACCCCCUUCCGUUAAUGAGGACCGGAGUGAGAAUGUGUGCGAGGAGGUGGAAAAUCUUCCUCCACCACCUGCGUUUCUUCUUGAAAGCUCUUCACCUACAGUCAGCCCUACACCUCAGAGAUCUAUCUCGGUUUCCGAGACAGUAAGGACUCUGACCGAGCUUCGACAUACACCGGCCAGUCCGUCACUCUUACGGAAGGCUACCGGACAGCAACAAGCGCAUAAUAAUCCUUCAAAUAUCGUCCAACAUAAUACUGUGCUACAAAUAACUCGUUCAUCGGUGGAACGUUCCUGCUCGGCUGUCCGGUCUACAUCCCAAGAACGCGGAUCUGUUGGCGCGCAAACGACUAACAUAAUCGGUGGUACUGCCGCUAGCCAAGUUGGUCAAGCUGUGAGCCAGGGGCAGGGACCAGGCGGCGUGGGUCAAGGUUUCAUGGCAGUACUCAACGCUAAACUCAUUGGUACCAUGGGUAGUAAUACUACGGCAGGUGUAAACGCGAGUGGUAGCCCGAAAUCUCUAAGGAAACAGUCGCUCUCGGAACAACAGCAGCAGCAGCAGCAACAACAGCAACAACAACAACAGCAGUCCAACAAGAAUGUCAAGACAGCUGCUCCCGGUUUUCUCGAGACGCUGAACGCUAAAUUAGCGCAACAACAACAAGUUUUACAACAGGGCAACAACGGAACGAGCAGAUCCGCAAGUGUCAGGCGCAUCAUGGGUAAUCGCGUGCCCAUCAUGGAUCCCUUGCAAGUAAGAGAUUCCCUCAUGGAUCAGAUUAGACGGGGUACCUCGUUGAGGAAAACCAGCGGUCCGAUCAACGAUCGCUCGGCACCCAAAAUUUACUGAAUAGUUUAGCAGCGACUUUUGCGUGAGUCCGUGGCGAUGUCGCGUUGCGUUUCGCGAGCGAUUCAUGCUGUUUCCAUGACAUGAUCGAUGCGCGAGAUACGAUAAAAUACCAGUCGGAUAGAAACCAGUAUCUUCCGAUUCUCCGUCUAUAUUUUUCGCAUCAGUUUUGAAUUACGUGCGCAAGUAUAAUCGAGGCCGCCGUUACGUUUGUUGCGUCGCAGUUAGCCUGCCCGCAGAAAAAUCCCAGGUAAAACACGCAGGCUCCAUAUUAAAUCGAUAUAUGAUUUAUUGUACAAUAACAAGGCGUGUGUUGAGAUGUCGCGUGAUUAAGUAAAGAUUGAUCGGGAAUAACUUUGCGUAGGUUUAACGGCGUUAUAUAUAGAUAUACAUUAGUAGAGCGUAAUGUCUGAAAAGAAUGCAGCAUGUAGGAAGAUUUUUAUAAAUGCGUAUUAAUAUUUAUAAAGGAAACUGAUUUGAUUAGGGAAUUGUCUUAUAA